ACUGUACGAUGCCAAAAAAUGGCGCUCCCACGAACGAAUUUAUUUUUCCGAGCUGUUUGGUCAGUUUUGUAUAGAAAGAGAAUGGUUAGGGUAUUUUAUUGCACUGGGGAAGAGGGUGUUGGAAACGAUGGAUUGUAUACAAAUAGUGAACAUACAAGGUGAUAUGAUAAUUUGUAUGUGAAAGCUAGAAGUGUAGUCCAUGGGGGUGCCACACCCUAAAGAGCCCCCCCCAGAUAAAUUGGGUUUGAAAUAGACAAGAGUUUUUUUAUUAAGGAAAAGGACCAAGUCUAGCUGUUGGUACUAGCCAUAUCUAUGGUACUAACUUACUUUACCAGAUGAAGUACCUGGGGUCCUGGGACCCAACUGCCCUCCCCCUCACUAAAGACCCUAAAAGAAUAUCAGCAUCACAUCUAUACUGUCAUGCCUUUUAAGUGUUUGUGUGUCUCAAAUGUCAUCUUUUAACAUCAUCAUUUUCAAAAUGUUACAAUGCCACUGGACUAUAAUGUGAACAUAUAAAAGGCCUGUUUACACUUGCAAUUCUUGCAGCGAUUUCUAGUGCGAUUUUCUUCUUCUGAUGGAUGUGAACGAGUAAAUAAGUUAUGAAUGCUCUUGGUAUAUAUGUACCCACAUCUAAACAUUCCUAACUCAUCCACUCAUUCACAUCCAUCAGGAGAAGAAAAUCGCACCUAAAAUCGCAGCAAAAAUUGCAAGUGUAAAUGGGCCUUAAUUAAGGUGUAUCCCACAAAAAAAUGUUUGGACAGGGCCUAAUACUCUCCCCCAUCCUGAUUGAGGUAGUCUAUGACUGUGAAUCGUUUCAGAAUUGAUCCUUUCCGAGGAGCAUCUCAAGAAGCUUUUCCUGAAAAAAUUUCCACAAUUUUAAUGGCUCCAAUAAAUCAAGAUGACAUUGAAAUCAAGCCAGAUGGUAAGGAUGGUCAAUGGAAAAUAUAUUUUUGGUAUAAUUAUAGUUUGUACUUAGGGACCGUUCAUUAAUUAUACGUCAGGGUGGGCUGGAGGAAAAAGAGCAGAAACGGUGCAUGUUUUUCCAUGACCCCCACCAGGUGUUAAUUUUCAUGACCCCUUCUAACCCAGCUAAUUUCAGUCACAACCCCUAUUUAUUUUCACCAAGUCAGACAAAUUUUCCUAAAAUGUUGGGGGGGGGGGAGAGGGGGAGGUAAAAAAAAUUUCCGGACAAACAUAAGCAUAGUCUAAACAUUUUUCCAGACUAACAUAAGCAUAUUCAAACGCUUCCAAUUUCUUCACCACAAACAUUGCAAAAGCUUUAAAACUGUUAAAAUUGCAAACCAUUUCAUCAAAUGGUUUUGGUUGUGAAGGCUUAAUAUUUGAAACUGGCCAACCUAAAAUAUUAAUAAUUACCACAAAUAAUUUUGGCAAACCCCCCCUUUCAUGCUGAAAACACUUUAAAGGCCCCCCUUUCUAACCAUAAGUUGUUUGGCAACCCCCCCCUUAAUUUUCCUCCAGCCCCCCCCCCUGGUCCUUAAUUAAUGAACGGUCCCUUAGUAAUAUCUUUAAUUCCUUACUAAUAGGUCUCCUUUACUUGCCUGAGAUCAAAUAUCGAAGAAUUUUGAAUCAAUCGUUUGGACCAGGUGGCUGGGCAUUGUUACCCAGAGGUGAAUCACUCCAAUUUCAGGUUUGUUGAAAUAACACAAGUGAGAUAAGCACAAAAAAUGGAAUUUAAGCUUCUUUUUCUUUGUGCUUAUAUCAUAUCAUACAAAUCGGGAUUAAUCUCUGGCAAAAAUUAUAAAAGGUCAAAUUUUGCAGAAUGAAAAAGACAAAAGUCAGCUAAUCACAAGAGAGUAUGCGUUAUUCUGCAGUGGUCGCUAUGCCUCUCAAGCUGUGGGAGAACACACAUUCUAUGGACAGGGAAAUAUGGUCUAUGGCAAAGCAAUGGAAGCAGCCAAGUCUAAUGCAUUAGUACGCUGCUGUAAAGAUCUUGGCAUUGCCAGCGAGCUGUGGGAUCCAAAGGUACAGAGUGCCCUUUGCAUGACAAUUAGUAAUAACACAGCUAUCGUUCAAUUUGAAAUCCUUGGAGUGGGGUGUGGUUGCCCAGUGUCUGCCACUGAACAGAUGGAUGAUAUAGUGCUAUCUGUGUUAGGCCUGGGGUGCAUGGAUUUAAUGAUUUAAUGCAAAAGAAAAUUCUAUGGUACGAUAAGGUGAAAGUGAAAAGAAAUUAAUAUCGCUUUCAUUCGACGGGACGUUGAAGCAAAGACCACAUUUCUAUUGCACAAAGCCCACCAUGAAACAUUUUAAUAUAAAGCGCGCGCACGUCAUAAAUUUGAAUAAAUUGAAGUUAAUUUACCCAAAACGCAAAACGGAUAUGACGUAGGCCGGGCAAGCUUUUCUUCGUUUAUUCGUAGACCCCUCACGAAACGUGUUUCUGCUGGGGUCUACACCGUAGGCUAGCAUUAGACAAGCUAUCCGGAAAAUAUGCGUGAUAUUUUCCUAGUAUAAAUUGCGCUUUUCUGGAAAGUUCGUUUUGUGUUUACUUUACACUAAGUCUAAGACGUAUCAUUUGUAAGACAGAUUUAUCCGUCUUUAGUAUAAUUAUGGCAAGUAUCAGCCAUAGCAACUUGAUAAACACAAACUUUUAUAGAGUGACUCACUUUUUUACAGAUCGAGUGGCUCUUUUAUAAAGUGGCUCACUUUCUAUUAGGGACCGGUCAUUAUUUAUGGCGGGGGGUGGCACCGAAGAGAAAAGGGUUGGGUAAACUAAAUUUUGAGUAAUUAAAAGGUUUGGUAAAUGAAAAACAAAACAACUCAAGGGUUGGGUAAUAAAAAGUUAUUGUCAUUUCCAAAGCAUGACUCACUUAAAUAUUGGAGACUGAAAAGCAAUGUCAACAGUCAUAUGUCAAUACAAUAUGUGAAUCAAUCAGAGUCACUAUCUUGAUCAUUUUCCGAUUUGUUGGGAGACAAAUGGUGUCUCCAAAGAAAGUACAUGUACAUACAAUAUGAAAGUUUAGUUAUCAAACUUGUGUCACAGAAGUGGUAAAGGACAUGUGUGACAACUGAAUGGUAUUCUUUUGUAAAGGUUUUGGCCAGGGGUGGGUAUUAUUUUUUAAUUGAUACUUGAGGUUGGGUAAUCAAAUUUUUUGCUUUUUAAUGGUUGGGUCAGCAAAAUUUUUACCACGAAAAACAUUUCUCUUCGGUGCCACCCCCCACCAUAAAUAAUGACCGGUCCCUUAUGCGGACGGAUUCGUCAUCGUGCGACUUCAUCGCGUUGACCCUUCUACACGCGUAAAAAUCUCACAACUUGUUGACAAGCCUGAACUGACAAGUUGCAAUUGGUAUAAUCUUGUGACAUGGUUGAUGAGGCCAACAGACUCGCAACAAGUCUGAUAUCGUCUGCACGCAGUGCCGCCGAGAGGGGGGCCAGGGGGGGGGGGGCAAAUUGCCCCGGGCCCCCAGGUUCUUGGGGCACCUAGAAAUUUUUUGUUGGGCUCCAGUCAUUUUUUUGGGUGAAAUAUUUCCGCGCAAAGGGCAAGAUAUUUGGGGUUUUGGGGGCAAAGUACGGAAAUUUGGUAUGAAAAAUUGAAGUAAAGUCGCUUGAAAGCAAUUACAAUGCACUCGUCCGGAAAAUUUUUUCCGUAAAAAGGGUUCGACGGGAGGGAGGGGGGGGGGGUUGUCCGAAAAAAAUGUUAAAUAGGGGACCCUAAAAAAAUUUGCCCCGGUUCCCCGCCAAACUCUCGGCGGUCCUGUCUGCUCGUAACAAGUUGUCAAGAGUUGAUGACAACAAGCUUGUAGCAACUUGUUACGAAUAUCUUGUAUUAGUCUUGUUGGAACAACUGUAGCAAAUCUGUUAGACUGUUACCGUCAUCAACCUUGUAACAAGUUGUCGCAACAACUGGGAACAAGCAGUGCGAACACAUCCUGAUAUCGGUUUGACAGUUGACAAUAUCCUUGUGACAACUUGUUUGCAGAUAUUAACAACUUGCGCGUUUUACGUAUAAAACACGGUUCAACUUUAUCAGAGAGGAUCAACUUUACACUUUAUGUUUUUAUGCGUUCUAGUUUGUUUCUGACUGGAAAGAACAAUUUGCAAAGUCGGUAUGGUGCGAACACUCGUUCACAGCAGAAAAACGAAAAUUAUGGCUUCGAAGCGAUCGCGAUCCUGCAAAAGCUAUCCCCUAUCCUUGGAAAAGUAUGGCUGCUAAUCCGAAAUAAUAAUGAGAACAAAAAAAUUGUGAAGAGAACGAGAGAGUUGAAGUCUGGAUGUGCCUGAGGUUGUGUGAGGAUGAACUGACUAACGGCGGAUUUCCAUUCAAUGCAAAAUGUUGCGCGAUCGACUUUUUGCGAUCGCUUUCUUUUGAAAUACAAACAGUCAAGCGCGGGAACAAAUCUCAUUAGCUGUAGUUGACUGCACACAUUUCCGAAAAGAAAGCGAUCGCAAAACAUCGAUCGUGCGACAUUUUGCACUGAAUGAAAAUCGGCCUUAAUAUUCACAUUAUAUUACGUUCAAUCCAGUGUUCAAUCUCGAACCUAGACUUGGAUCAAGUCCGUCUCUCAAGAGUCCGACUCAGAACCCAGAGUAUGCCGGUUCGCAGAUUAGGUGCUGGGCAUGCCCACUAGCUAACCUGCGAACGGGCAUACUCUUACGAGAUUGCCAGGCUGCUCCAUUUACUCUAGAACAUUUGGAACACUGUUCUGGAACGAUAUAAAAUGGAGUGCACACGGUGUUCUGGAACAGUAUUUAGUUUAUUGUAUAUGCGUGCAACCAUGCAUUACUAUAUUCAUUAGCUAUUCCCAUGAUAAAGCGUAUAAUAUGUCGAUAUAUAGCAGUUAACCCUUCAAAAUAACGCUCUAUAGUGCAGUGUACAUUACCGGAUACACAAAAUAUGUCGUCUCCAUUUCCAAUCGCGUGAAAAUAGGCAGUGUCACGUGUCUGUUCUGGCUGCCCCUACUCGAAAAUCGGGGUAGUCAGAACAGUUCAGAACAGUCAUGUACUCAUGUGACUGUCUUCUGUUCCAUUCCAUUAGUGUUCCGAAAAUCCGGAGUACUCCGAACAGUAAAUGGAGCAUUGACAUUGUACUCCGAACAGUGAAUGGAGUAGCUUGUGCAUUACGUUGUGUUAUUGAAUAUAACACACCGCUAUAGCCAGAUGUUGUAUAUAGUAAAGACCAGGGCCUUACGGCAAACUUCGUAACAUCGUUGUAGUUUCUUACAGUUACCAUAUUUACUCGAUUAAACGCCGCCCUCGUAUAAACGCCGCCCUCAUAGGACAGUGCACAUUUCAGAAGAGGCAUUAAUUAUAGCACUAUGGUGGGCACGCAACGAGGCGGACAACUUAUAAUCCAUUGUAAAUAUUAAAUAAGUAAUUUUCAUUGCCAGUACGCAAUUUCGGGAAGUGCCUAGAAUGCCAGUCAACACAAAAGAAUUGGUUUGAAUUAAAUUUAUAUUUUUCAGUUGAUACGGUAGUGUAUAUUUCUAUAUGCAAUUCUAUUUGACAUGCGCGUAAUACUUCAAACACGGACCGGCAAGCACCAGUGACAGUUCAUAUCUAACAGGCGUCAUCGCUUGACGCGGGUAAAACACAUGCCAUAUGGUUUUGCUGCCACGCGUACGAGUGCCUAUAUAGCCUUAUAGGCAUGCAAAUUAUGUUGAAAGGUCGUCAAGAAUACUAGAAAACCUAUAUAUACAUCAAUUAUUACCC
This is a messenger RNA of Paramuricea clavata, 5665 nucleotides long. The record is from the annotation of a GenBank genome assembly. Lineage: Eukaryota; Metazoa; Cnidaria; Anthozoa; Malacalcyonacea; Plexauridae.